AUGACAUUCGCUGCAAAGCUCGGCGCCUUGACCGACGAGCUGGUCGAGGUCAUCACAUCAACACCGGACAAGCACAUCAGUCGAGAGCGCUUCAAUUUGUUGCGCGAGUCUUCGCAUCGCAGUCUCAAGCAUCACAACUUCCUGCGCACUAAUCAAUUCGACGUUGACAAGCAGCUCGUCGGCCUGGAAGAGCGAUUCAGGGUCCACCAUCGUGAAGGCUUGGCGGAUGCCUUCAAGGAGCGGCUCGAUGCAUUAUCAGAAUUUCGAACGAAGUGGCACCCCGACAUUCUUCAUUUUCUCCUCGAGCUUGCCGAUAAGCCAACACAGAAAACCCGACUUAGCGACCUCGAACUUCUCCAAGAGCCCGAAAAAGACCUCGAACCGCCGCUUAGAUGGGAAGACAUCGCGAAAGAGGAUGGAUGGCACGAGGAAGCCGAGAUAUGGAACUCCAUCGACUACAGCGAUCACUCUGGCGAUGAAUAUGGCGAGGCCAAGUCAGAUACAUCAAGUUUAUCUGACGAGACAUCUCUCUCAACUCUGGAUACAUCAGUCGGCAGGAGACCGGAGGCUUUCGAAAUUGCCUCAUCUGACGAGGCAGCCCUCAAGGUUGUUCAGGACAGCCAGGCUUGGAGGGCAGAAGGCAAGAAGACCGCGUCCUCGGCCCGACCGCAAAAGGUCGCCAUCACAGAGUUCCAGGCGAUGCGAGAGGCCCUCUUCAUGUUACAAGGCCUACCCACGACAUUGUUCCAGAAAGAUGGUCUUGCCGACCCGUCGUACCAGUCCUUUGACAAGAGGUUAUCCAACAUCCAGAGUAAUCUGGCAGUAGCGCGGAAAGAUAUCGUCAUCAGCAUGGCAGCCAUCCUGGAGGAUCUCCGACCAAGAAUGGAACCUUUGGGGUCUCUCUCAGAGAUCAUAAGGCAGCUCUACGAUCCUGCAAAUGGUGGAGCGUUCCGCUUCCUCGAGCUUCUCUACGAUGAAAUCAGUAGAGCCCAGCUUUCUGGUCGCGAUUCAACUUACAACUUUCUGGGACGAAUAUUUUUCAACUGUUUUCAAGUCUAUCUCCGACCAAUUCGACUCUGGAUGUCAGAGGGGCAACUCGUGCCAGGCGAUAAGAUCUUCUUCGUUUCUGAGUCGCCGACCCAGGUUCCACUCCGUCAGGUCUGGCAAGAACAAUUCAAGAUGAGGCGAACAUCAGAAGGUGUCUUGCAUGCGCCCAGCUUCCUGCAGCCAAGUGUUGGCAAGAUUUUCACGGCUGGGAAAAGUAUUGUUGUUCUCAAACAUCUUGGGAAAUUCGAUGCACUUCGUCAACUCUGGGAUGAUCACGAACCCCCUUUAACAUUCGACGCGGUCUGCCCGCCGGGCCUGGAACUCGCACCAUUCCCCGAGCUAUUCACAUCCGCCUUCACUCUAUGGAUGCAGAGCAAAUACCAUGCGACCUCGGAAACUCUGAAACAGGCGCUCUUUGACUCUUGCAACCUAGAGUCGAAUAUUGGCGCACUGCAUCACCUCUUUCUCAUGGCUGAUGGAGCUGCGGCCGAUGAAUUCUGCAAAGGCAUUUUCGCCCGGCUAGACGCUCUCAGGCCCGAUUGGCAUGACCGAUACUCCUUGACUGGUUUGGCUCAAGAAGCAUUUUCGCCACGAGUUGAUACUACCCGCCUCUUCGUUACUGUUCGGAUCGAAGGCCAGAAGAAAUCCGUUGUAGCUGGUCGCGAUCUCAUCCGUACGGCCUUGCCAGAAAUCACCCUCCAGUAUCGUCUUCCCUGGCCAGUGCAGCUCGUUGUCACCGAAGACACAACUGCUCAAUACCAAGCAGUGUUCACGUUUCUCAUGCAAAUCAGACGCGCCAUCGGUCUCAUUCAACGCAACCGAAUCCUCGACGAGCUUGCUUCAAGAAGCGAUAUAUGGGGUAGCAAAGCGCUAUACUACUUGCUCCGCUCGAAGUUGAUGUGGUUUUGCAACUGUAUCCAGACAUACCUGGCAACGUUGAUUCUGGCCCCUUACACAGAAUCCCUCCGCUGGAAAAUGCGAGAGGCCUAUGAUGUAGAUGCCAUGAUCAGGCUUCACGAAGCCUUCGUGAAGCAAGUUAUCGACGCUGCAUGUCUCGGCAGAAAACUGGAUCCCAUACGCAGUGGCAUCCUAGACAUUAUGGACCUGGCAGCGAAACUUGAGGACGCACAAAGCGCUAGCGUCGCCGAGGAGGCUGAGGAACAACAGGAGCUAUCCCGUCUUUCCAUCAUGUCUUCGCCGAUGAAAGCGAGUCCUCGCCGUCGAAAACCGGCUGUCUACGCCGAAGACAGUGACGACGAAGGUGCGGAGCGUCUCGGGACCAGAACCAAAAGGGGUGCAAUUAAUGCAGGCAAGGGCUACCUAGAAUGCUUGCGGGAGAUUAAGACAGACUUUGAGAGGCACCUAAAGUUCAUAUGUGGGGGCCUACGAGGGGUUGCCAGGGCCUCAAGCGACGAGGCGGCUGUGAAAUGGGACCUCCUGGCUGAAAUGCUGGAGGUGGGUGUCAAGGAGGGCGCUUGA
Molecule: messenger RNA, 2526 nt
Organism: Colletotrichum fioriniae
Lineage: Eukaryota; Fungi; Ascomycota; Sordariomycetes; Glomerellales; Glomerellaceae
Source: RefSeq, a predicted model, not a curated record